AUAUGUCAACAAAGAAGGUAUAUAGAGUGGGUUGUUUAUCUGGAUUCUGAAAUGGUGUUAUGUAUGGUAGACAUUAGGUCCAAAGAGAAAGGGAAAGGUCAAGAUGGAUGUGGACAAAUUUAAUGGAAUUUAUUGAGAAUGUGUUAAAGACCAAUGCAGCUUUGGCAAUGGCAGAAGAGACAGGACGAUUUAGAGUUGGCAAGGCAAGGGAGUGCCAAGGGGAUAAGACUCGAGUUCGAUUUCUGGCAACUGCGCUAAAAGGUUAUUAUGUUAAGCAUAUGGUAUCUCCAAAUACCAGGCUGCUUUUUUGUGGGAGACAAUUGAGUUUCAAGGGAAUGGGCUCCCUGAUUUGAUGGGUCAAGAGAAGAGAAGGUGCUUAUUGCCAAAUUUAUUCAUUUCCCAUAGUCAUCCCCAUGCUGUUGCUUUAUUUAUUGCACAAACUAUCUGCAUUAACCCAUCUACUAUGUAUGCUUAUUUGUUAAAAACCACUAUUGGAAAACCCUAUAAAAUCAUGUGUCAUUA
This is a messenger RNA of Cuscuta campestris, 522 nucleotides long. The record is from the annotation of a GenBank genome assembly. Lineage: Eukaryota; Viridiplantae; Streptophyta; Magnoliopsida; Solanales; Convolvulaceae.